Molecule: messenger RNA, 485 nt
Organism: Dalotia coriaria
Lineage: Eukaryota; Metazoa; Arthropoda; Insecta; Coleoptera; Staphylinidae
Gene: ND-B8
Product: NADH dehydrogenase (ubiquinone) B8 subunit
Exons: 3
Coding region: 118-396 (92 amino acids)
Source: RefSeq, a predicted model, not a curated record
GCCCCGACAUCUAUCGGCUAAAUUGUUUAUUAAACUAAAUAGUCAAAUUGAUCAAUCUGCGAGUGGAUAUUUUUUAUAUUCGACAAUUGAAAAAAUAAAACUUUUGCAAGUUUCAUAAUGGCAGGUGUCCGACUUGCUGCCCCAUUGAGAGAACUGCGUAUUCACUUGUGCCAGAAGGGCGAUUCCAGCAAAGGAAUUAGGGAGUUCUUGCAACAAAAUUAUGUGGGCAUGAAGAAAACCAAUCCUAAGUUUCCUAUUUUAGUCCGGGAAUGUUCUGGAGUUCAGCCACGAUUGUGGGCCCGUUUUGAUAAAGGUGUAGAAAAGAGUGUCUCACUGAACAAUCUUAGUGCAACUGAUGUUUUGGGACAAAUCAAAACUAUUUCUGGUGCAUGUUAAUUUACUAUUGAUCACAUCCAUGAAAUGAAAAUAUAGUCAACAAUUUGAUUUACUUAUUGCUAAAUAUAUAAUUUACUAGUUACACACAA